AUGAGCACUUUGCUCGCGGAGAUACGAGAGCUUGCCUAUGAUGUUGAGAAUGUUGUCGAAACGUUUCUUGUCAAAGCUUCUUCAUCCCCUGGAAAAAUAAUCCAGUGGAUGAAGAAAAGAAAGUUUUCAAGAAAGAUUGAAGAUAUUAAUAGAAAGAUGUGUCUCGUGUUUAAUCAGUUUGAUGAUUGUAAUAUGAAAUCAAAAUCAGAUUCAAGUCAUGGAACACCCGGAAGGCUAAGGCGAUUUCACACUUUCACUACUGUUGAGCCAAAAAUAUUUGUUGGACAUGAGGCAGAUGUUGAUCACUUGGUGGGACUUCUGGUGGAUGAAAGUGAUCGCUGUUAUCCGCUCAUCUCUAUCUGUGGAAUGGGUGGUCUUGAAAUGGCAAACAAAAGAGGUGUUCUUAUACGUUUGAUCCAUGAAAGAAAAGAUGAAAUUCUGAAUAUGGACAAUGACAAGUUAGUGGAAAAUCUACUUCUGAUCCAGCAAAAGCAAAAAUGCUUCAUAGUCCUCGAUGACAUAUGGUCAACUGAUGCCUGGGAUUCUUUAAAAGCGGCAUUCACAGCUGAGCGGUCUGUAAGCAAAUUAAUGCUUACAAGUCGUAAUGUGGAUGUUGCUGAGUACGUAAAUCCAAAAGGACUCAUUCACCAGCCAGAGACUCUAAGCCCAGAUCAAAGUUGGGAGCUACUUCAGUUGAAAGCACUUCCCACAAGAGGAGAAUAUAUAGACGUUGCCAGAGACUAUAAACGUAUGGAAAAAUUAGGAAGAGAAAUGGUUGGAACUUGUGCUGGUCUUCCACUAGCUAUAGUGAUUUUGGGGGGAAUAGGAAUUCUCAUAACAAAACCUUCACUGGCAGAGUGGGAGAGGGUAUACUCUGAUAGUCUAUGGUCGCUAAAGAGAGGGACGGGGUUAGGAGAAAAUCAACAAAAUGAAUUAUUUAACAUAUUAGUUCGUAGUUACAACGAAUUGCCCCCUCAAUUAGAGCCAUGCUUUCUAUAUUUGGGAAAAUUCAGCGAAGAUGAAUCGAUAGAUGCAGAGACUUUGUAUCAGUUAUGGAUUACGGAAGGGAUGGUACUAUCCAGUGACAAAAAGAAAGGAGAAACAAUGAUGCAAGUGGCUGAAUCGUAUAUGGGAGAACUAGUCCAUAAGAGUAUGGUUCAAGUGAGAUUUGAUGAUUCAGAUUCAUCGCUUACAAAGUUCAAAAGUUGUUCUCUUCAUGACCUUAUGAGGGACCUAUCUUUAUCCAAGGCAAAAGAAGAACACUUUUUCAAGACAAUUGAUAUUCGAGAAGAAAAUGAUACUCAUCUCUCUGUGUUUCCUGACACUCGACAACUUGUAGUUUAUUCUGAGGGGAAUUAUAGAAGCAAAAAACCUAAUUCCUACUUUGUCAAGAUACUGAAUCACCAGAAGCAUCGAUCAGUGUUACUUAUGAAUAUGAGUACCAAUAGAAGUAGAUUUUUGCCAGCACACGUGGGGUCGCAUUUUGCCAAUUUUAGGUUGCUAAGAGUUUUGUCUCUGGAAUAUUAUUGGGUUCAUCAACAAACUGCAUCAAGGAUGUUGGAAACGUGA
Daucus carota subsp. sativus is the source of this 1569-nucleotide messenger RNA. RefSeq names its product putative disease resistance protein At1g50180. Gene Ontology annotation, molecular function: ADP binding. The record is from RefSeq and is a predicted model, not a curated record. The coding region runs from base 1 to 1569 and encodes 522 amino acids. Lineage: Eukaryota; Viridiplantae; Streptophyta; Magnoliopsida; Apiales; Apiaceae. Gene Ontology annotation, biological process: defense response to other organism. The transcript is spliced from 3 exons.